This is a messenger RNA of Papilio polytes (common Mormon), 1548 nucleotides long. It is a transcript of the gene Fmo-1, whose product is annotated as senecionine N-oxygenase. NCBI's taxonomy places the organism in Eukaryota, Metazoa, Arthropoda, Insecta, Lepidoptera, Papilionidae. Gene Ontology annotation, molecular function: flavin adenine dinucleotide binding; NADP binding; N,N-dimethylaniline monooxygenase activity. The transcript has 8 exons. The record is from RefSeq and is a predicted model, not a curated record. The coding region runs from base 156 to 1451 and encodes 431 amino acids.
CGCUUCCCGCCAUUUUCGUUGCGUCCGUCAACACAACAAAAACAACUUGAUCUCAUAUUUAAUUGACAUUUAGAUAUUACUCAAGUAUUACCUUGCGUUCUAGUGAGGCAGUGAAGUGCAUUUUUUUAAGAAAACCAGGAAUACCUUUUAACGCAAUGGCUCGCGUGUGUGUGAUCGGAGCGGGUGCGGCGGGUCUGUGUGCGGCGCGCCAUCUGCUGGUGGAGCCGUGUGUGUCGCUGGUGGACGUGCUGGAACAAGCGGCGCAGCUCGGCGGCACCUGGGUCUACACCGAGACAGUGGGAUACGACGACUUCGGACUGCCGAUACAUACCAGCAUGUAUAAAAGUCUAAGAACCAACCUGCCUAAGGAGAUCAUGGGGUUCCCGGACUUUCCAGUACCGGACAGCGAAAAGUCCUACCUGCCCGCCAAGGACAUGCUCGCCUUCUUGCAACUUUACGCGGACAAACAUAACGUCACGCCUUAUAUAAAAUUCAAACACCACGUGCAGCUAGUGAAGCCCAAAGCGGGUCCCAACGGGGAGCUAUGGGACGUCAGCUACAAGGACCUCAGCACCGGCGUGUCUGAGACCCGCGAGUAUGACUACGUGUUUGUGUGUAACGGGCAUUACAAUACGCCCUUCAUACCCAGUAUACCAGGACUUAAGGAAUUUAAAGGUGACGUAAUGCACAGCCACGACUACCGUGUACCAGAGAUCUUCACUGGCAAACGCGUGUUAGUUGUUGGCGCUGGUCCCUCCGGCAUGGACAUCGCGCUGGAGGUUACCGGAGUAGCAACCAGGGUCCUCCUCAGCCACCACCUCAGCGAGAAGCCGCGCUCCGUCUUCCCCGACAACAUGCUGCAGAAGCCUGACGUCGUCAAAUUGGAUGGGAAUACUGCAGUCUUCAAAGAUGGCACGGAAGAAGAUGUGGAUGUCGUAUUUCUUUGUACUGGAUAUCUGUACAACUUCCCGUUCCUGCACGAGUCGUGUGACAUCGUAGUGGAGGAGAACUGCGUGGAGCCGCUGUACAAGCAUCUGGUGAACGUACGCCAUCCCUCCAUGUGUCUUGUCGGAGUUCCUUACUACGUCUGCGCAUUCUCUAUGUUCGACUUGCAGGUGCGGUACUACGUGCGGUCGAUGAACGGCAGCUUCCGUCUGCCGAGCAGCGAGCAGAUGCUGCGCCACUGGGAGCAGGAGAAGCUGCAGCGCGCCGCCCGCGGGUACACGCGCCGGCAGGCGCACAUGAUGGGCCCCGACCAGGAUCGUUAUUACUCUUCGCUGGCAUCAGAAGCGUGUACAAAUAAUUUGCCGCCGGUGGUGACGAAAAUCCGUGAGGAAAGCUCUGUGAGGUUUUUACACAACAUACAAAACUACCGACGUGAUGUUUACCGCAUUAUUGACGAUAACUCCUACGAGCUCAUCAGCGAUGGAAAACGGCAAGUGCUUUGUUGACCCUCAAGUACUGGAAACAUGUAUGAAAAAUAUUUUUUUUUAAAUAUGUUAUCACAGGAGACCACAGUUAUAGUGUGUCUAAAUAAUUUAGAUUAGU